This is a messenger RNA of Lasiosphaeria miniovina, 510 nucleotides long. Its product is annotated as heterokaryon incompatibility protein-domain-containing protein. The record is from RefSeq and is a predicted model, not a curated record. The annotation marks the transcript as partial. NCBI's taxonomy places the organism in Eukaryota, Fungi, Ascomycota, Sordariomycetes, Sordariales, Lasiosphaeriaceae. The transcript has a single exon.
GACUUGCCGGUUUACAAGACUUUUGGCGCCAAUGCGGGCUCGGAAAUAGGGUUUCUGAAAGUGCUUCACUGGAUGCAAGACUGUAUUGCUCUCCACCAGCGCUGUGCGAAAAACAGUAGCACACCGUUACCCCGCCGAGUCCUCGAUCUCGAAUCUCUAAACGCCAAAGACAAUCUGAGCGUGCACGAGAGUGACAACGAAACAGGACGAUACAUGUGUCUGAGCCACUGCUGGGGCGGCUCCAAAUACCCUGCCAAAACGACAUCUCUCACCCUUGAGCAGAACAAAGAGAGCAUUCCUUGGGACAGCCUGCCAAAAAAAUUCCAGGAUGCCAUCGUGUUUACUCGAUGGCUCAAGGUUAGGUACCUAUGGAUAGACUCUCUUUGCAUUAUUCAAGACAGCGGACAAGACUGGUUGGAGUCAGUGAAGAUGGUCGACAUAUACCGGAACUCGUUCCUUACCAUCGCAUCCACGAGCGACGGCGGCGGUCUAUUCUACCCCACACUACCA